GGCGAGCUGAGGUGGAGGCAGGCUGCGGCAGCGAAGGCGACAGUGGCGGCGGCGCCAUGGCAGGGCUCGCAGGAUCCCUGCUGCCUUGGUGAUCCCGGGCUGACAGCCAGAGAGCACAGCGGCUCAGCUCCUGGAGAGUGAGGGUUGAAGAAAGCGGAGGGCAGCUGCCUGCGCCCGCUGGCUCCCAUUGGGUCGGUUCCUGCAGCGGUGCCCGGUGGCCUUGGUGAAGGCCCUGCCCGGCAGAGAUCAUGUAUUGCCUCCAGUGGCUGCUGCCCGUCCUCCUCAUCCCCAAGCCCCUCAACCCCGCCCUGUGGUUCAGCCACUCCAUGUUCAUGGGCUUCUACCUGCUCAGCUUCCUUCUGGAGCGGAAGCCUUGCACGAUUUGUGCCUUGGUUUUCCUGGCAGCCCUGUUCCUCAUCUGCUAUAGCUGCUGGGGAAACUGUUUCCUGUACCACUGCUCUGAUUCCCCGCUUCCGGAAUCGGCGCACGACCCCGGCGUUGUGGGCACCUAACAGCCUGCCCUGUUAGCUUUCCAAGGAAGCAGAAGAUGGGAGGGGAGGCAUUGACAUAGGUCAUAAAGCAUUGGAGUUUCAAAUCCCGCAGCCCCGCGGGUGCCACAUUCCUGACGGCGCCUUUUUUGGCCUGUGAUGUUUUAUCCUUAUAAUGUGAAUAAUGGCACUGACCGGUGCUUUUAUUGUAGAGUCCUAUAGUCGUGGGUGGUCUUGUGAUUGUGUGUGUUCUGUCCCCAUCUCGGUUCCUCCCCUUGCUCCCCAAGGCUGGCAGGAUGGUCACCCCCCUCGCCUCAUUCCUGCGAGGAGUCUGCACCCAUCCUGGUCAACCGUCCCGGCAUGACCUGGGCAGAUAAAAUGCCAGUCUCGUCACCUCUGUGACCCCUCCUUGUCAGGGUCUCUUCCCUUCCCAGAAUGUUACCAACCCCUCAGUCCCUCUCCUGGUUUCCCUUUAGUUCUCUUCCGCCCCUUUCCUUUUUGGGGGAGCACCUGUC
Messenger RNA from Puma concolor (puma), 1003 nucleotides. RefSeq names its product BLCAP apoptosis inducing factor (gene BLCAP). The record is from RefSeq and is a predicted model, not a curated record. Lineage: Eukaryota; Metazoa; Chordata; Mammalia; Carnivora; Felidae.